UGCGGAUAACCGCUAUACAAAUGUCCUAGGGAUGUUCCCAAUUCACCUCUACUACACACCCAACCUGAACAUCACACGGUCAUUAACACGAAGAGAUGCGAUGUUGUCUUGGAGCAAUAUCAUAUAUAUAUUUUUAUUAUUUUCCUUAGUUUCUGUACAGGACGCAUUGCAUAGUGAAUCUACGUCAAUUGUUGAUUUACUUUCAUCGAGUCCGAACUUUUUUCUUUUAAUAAGGCAUCUACAGCGUGACCGGUUUAUUCCUUACUUAAAUCGAAAUAAAGGAUUGACAUUUUUUGCUCCUCUAAACGAAGCAUUUGAUGAUGAUACUGUUGAUCCUGUAUGGCCAUACCAUAUACUGAAUACGACGGAUUUCAAUCGUACAGUCUUUGCUACAGAGUUCAAAGCAGCCGAUGGUCAACCAAUUGCUUUGAAAGUUACACAUAAAGGAGAAUCGAAUAAUCCUUUUGAUCUCGUAAAUGAUGUUUACAUUGUUAGGCCCAAUUGGCAAGCCGACAGCGGCAUUGUUCAAGUUGUGGAUCAGCUUCUUCGCCUUCCCCAAACUGCUUUAGAUAUUCUUAGUUCGGAAAGCGAGUACAGCAUAUUUUAUCGCUUAUCUUCUGCCUGGGUUGGUGAAUAUGAAUCAACUACCUUGUUCGUUCCCACGACUGAUGUAUUUAUCAAUACGUUUACAAAUACAGAAUUGAGUUAUAUGUACUCUAUUUAUGCAACUGAAGAUGUAAAGACCCUCUUUAAUCAACACUCAGUCAUCCAUGAACGAGUGUAUGCUGAUGACGUUGUUGAGCCCAAGAAUUUUACUCUAAGAAACGGAUUUGUCAUGACAAUGCGAUACGACAAGCCAAAUAAAAUCUUAUAUUUUAAUGACACCCCUUCCUAUAACUUUGAUUUAGUCACCCGCAAUGGUGCAAUACACGUUUUGCCAGAUCUCCUAAACCCUGAGGUUAUCGUGUUUACACCAGCAAAAUAUUUAAUAGGCUUAGGAGCAACCUGGUUUAGUGAAAAAAUUUCUCAAAAAAGAGAGGACGCAGCUAUAGAUACAUCUUCACAUAGAGGUAUCUUUGCACCUACCAAUUGGGCUUUUCGUGAAAGCUCUGAUAUCGAUUAUCAUAUAAUGGAAAACUUUUAUAUGCCUAAUAUAAAUAAAUAUUAUUUGGCGAAGACGAAUUCCAAAAGCCACGAUGAACACAACGCUUUAAUAAGAGUAGCUACGGAUACAACAGGCGCAUUAUACGUUAAUUUCGACUCACAUUCUAUAGAUCGAGAGACCAUCGGCAAUGUAAGUCUGUUUCUUCUUGAAAAAGAUAUCGAACCCCCCAGACCAUUACUCUCUCAGCUCAUUUUAUUGGAUGAAAUAUCUAUGAGUGUCCGAUAUCUAGCUGCGCUUGGUCUUGGAGAAGAUCCGAAUAGUACUUGGUUUUUAAUUGAAAACGAUGCUUGGAUGAAGCUAGGACUUAUACGAAAGGCCUUAGAGCAUAAUAUGGAAAUGAUGCAAAAUCUGUUCCUUGAGUAUGUUUUCCAAGGAAAACAUUAUUUUGGGUCAAGCGAGGAUUCUUGGACUUCUGGAAAUUAUACGACUAUAUCUGGUAAAAGUGUUAUGAUAGAAAACUGUCCCGAGAAUAACGAUAUAAUCUAUAUAAAUGGUCUUCCUUACGAAGUUCAAACGCGUGACAUGUUGGUCCAAGAAGGUGUCGUUCACAUCUUGAACAGAUUAGUCGUUCCUUUUCCUGUUUCCCAGCGCAGCAUGAUUAGUGCUGGAGAAAGAAAAGAGUUCUUAGAAUUAAUUGACAAACAAGGACUAACUGACACGUUAGAUCAGGGUUUAUCGAUUGUAGUUCCUCCCCUAUCCACUUCGGAUAUCAAAUCAAAGGACUUUUCGUUCGCUGAUCGACACAUCAUUGACACCACGAAGAAAUCAUUUGUUAUUCACGAUUCUCUUUUGUCAGUAGAUAAUGGACCGUGGGUACAUAUAGAAGAUAGCGGUUUCUCUAGUUGCGGCAAUGUCUACUUCGUGAAGUCUCCAAUUCCUACAAGGCGAAACGCAAGCUGGAGAACAUUUGGAGUUUCUCUCCUUGGUUUCUUUACUGCCUCCGUGUUUUCUGUUAGUGGUUAUAAAACUUACAGAAUCUAUCAACAGAAAUUAUGGGCAUCAGAAAGAGAGCCUUUGUUGAUGCCAGCUAGCAGAGCACCAUCCCUUCCUCGUCCUGGAAGUCCUGCUCGUUCUGUUUAAAAUAUCCCUUAAGGAUCUGUAUAUUAUACAUGAUGUUCAGCUAAUGACAGUCAAUAUCUGGGGAAUUAUGGAAACAUAACUACCCUUUCAUGAAAGAUUCUAAUGACAAUAAAAAAUGAAGUUCUCGUUGAAUUGAGUAUAAUGCUUUCUCCACUCAUUUCGGAUUCAUGAUACGAUGAUAACAUAUAUUCGCAGAAAUUAUUAACUCCUGUUAUGAAACGACCAGUGUUUGUAAAUAACUAUAAGGUGGCUAUACGAUGUAUGUUUAGUACAAAAUAACUGGAAUUACAAACGCAUCAUAAAUUAUGAAAUAUUUUUCGCUAUUUACUUUCAAUGGAUUCUUAGCAUAUUCAUCUUCCACAGUAGGUAUCAAGACUGAAAAUCCUCAG
Schizosaccharomyces octosporus yFS286 is the source of this 2634-nucleotide messenger RNA. RefSeq names its product fasciclin domain-containing protein. Bases 32 to 2245 code for a protein of 737 amino acids. The transcript has a single exon. The record is from RefSeq and is a predicted model, not a curated record. Gene Ontology annotation, cellular component: fungal-type vacuole membrane. Gene Ontology annotation, biological process: macroautophagy. NCBI's taxonomy places the organism in Eukaryota, Fungi, Ascomycota, Schizosaccharomycetes, Schizosaccharomycetales, Schizosaccharomycetaceae.